Molecule: messenger RNA, 318 nt
Organism: Ectocarpus siliculosus
Lineage: Eukaryota; Phaeophyceae; Ectocarpales; Ectocarpaceae
Source: the annotation of a GenBank genome assembly
AUGAUCGACAGACGCUCGGAGGAUCACUCUCGGUCGUCUUGCCCGUCGGUUCACCGCCGGUACCACCACCACCACCACCACCACCACCACCGGCGGCGGUCUCUUCGUCACCCCCCAGGAGCAUGUCGACCACGGAGAGGUGGCCGCGCGACGACGCCACGCUCAGAGGGGUCUCCAGCCGGGACGUGCGCGCGCCCGCGUCGGCCAGCGGCGCUCGGAGCAGGACCUCCAUCGUCAGGGCGUCCCCUCGCGCGGCGCACAGGUGGAGGGCCGUCCAGCCGUCCUCGGGGCGCGGGGUAUCCACCCUCGCCCCCCUAG